Molecule: messenger RNA, 1297 nt
Organism: Stegastes partitus (bicolor damselfish)
Lineage: Eukaryota; Metazoa; Chordata; Actinopteri; Pomacentridae
Product: DENN domain-containing protein 1A-like
Exons: 15
Biological process (GO): endocytosis; endocytic recycling
Cellular component (GO): cytosol; clathrin-coated vesicle
Molecular function (GO): guanyl-nucleotide exchange factor activity; phosphatidylinositol phosphate binding
Source: RefSeq, a predicted model, not a curated record
UACCAUGGCGUUCUACAUCUCUGUGUGACAGGCAGGUUAGCAUCGGAAAAACACCUCCGGACUGACGCGUCUGCGCACUCUAAUCAGCUGUCAGCGACAGCGGAGUGACAAUUAAGGAUGGGGUCCCGAAUCAAGGAGAGCCCUGAGUCCACAUUUGAGGUGUAUCUGGAGGUGUCCCAUCCAGGCACACACAGCUCUGGGCCGGAGGUGCGGAGGCAGUUCCCUGAAGACUACACAGAUCAGGAAACUCUUAAGACUUUGCCCAAGUUCUGCUUCCCCCUCAACAUGGACAGCCUGACAGUCAGCCAGGUCAGCCAGAACUUCACAUUUGUGCUGACUGACAUUGAAAGCAAACAAAGAUUUGGCUUCUGUCGUCUUUCUACAGGUGCACACACCAGGUGCUACUGCAUUCUCAGUUACCUGCCUUGGUUUGAAGUCUUCUACAAGUUGCUGAAUAUCCUUGCAGAUUACACUGUCAAAGGCCAGGAAAGCAAAUGGCAGGAGCUCCUGGUGUCGCUACAUUCCCUUUCCGUCCGUGAGCCUGGUGUCCCGCUUCAUCUUGGUGUGCAUUCUUUCUUCACUGUGCCUGACGCAAGGGAGCUCCCCAGCAUACCUGAGAAUAGAAACCUAACUGAGUACUUUGUAGCAGUAGAUGUGAAUAACAUGCUUCAUCUGUACGCUAGUAUGCUUUAUGAACGUCGAAUCCUCAUCUGCUGUAGCAAACUAAGCACUUUGACUGCUUGUGUCCAUGGGUCUGCAGCCAUGUUAUAUCCAAUGCACUGGCAACAUGUUUACAUUCCUGUCCUGCCUCAGCAUCUAUUAGACUACUGCUGUGCCCCAAUGCCCUACCUCAUCGGAGUACAUUCCAGCCUGAUGGAGAAAGUUCGAGGGAUGGCUCUGGAUGAUGUAGUGGUCCUGAAUAUUGACACAAAUACACUGGAAACCCCCUAUGAUGAUCUCCAAAGCCUGCCCAAUGAUGUGGUUUCUUCUUUAAAAAGUCGUUUGAAGAAGGUUUCAACAACAACGGGGGAUGGUGUGGCCAAAGCUUUCCUCAAGAGUCAGGCAGCUCUGUUUGGCAGCUACCGAAACGCCCUGCAGAUUGAGCCGGGAGAGCCUAUAACAUUUAAUGAAGAAACCUUUAUCAACCAUCGUUCCAGUGCCAUGAGACAGUUUCUCCAAAAUGCAAUUCAGCUACAGCUCUUCAAACAGUUCAUUGAUGGUCGGUUGGACCUGCUAAACGCGGGAGAGGGUUUCAGUGACAUCUUUGAGGAGGAGAUCAGCAUGGGUGAAUACGCAG